UUGUCCUCUCACGCUUGCCGUAACGCGUCGAGAGGUUAAAGGGGAAACCUUCUAACAUGAUGCUCUAUUAGCAAAACAACGCUAAAAUAACCAUUUAAAGAGAAGAAUAACUCUCUUUUUUCCCCUCAAACUGACGCGGAUUUUUUACGUUUCUGGGUACGAUUGUAUUUUCCGUCUUCCCGGUCAUGGCGUCUAUGUGUGACUCUCCUGUUGAUGAUAUUGAGGACAUGGUGACCUCUCAUGACCCCACUCCUCACGAGCGUCAGUCUGCCCGGAGCAACAUCGUGCCUCGUCCACGCAAACACAAGCUCCAGCCCGCAGCAGAAGAGCUUCAGACCGACAGUGUGAUUCCGGGCACACAGAAGAUCUGGGUGAGGACCUGGGGCUGCUCUCACAACAGCUCUGAUGGAGAAUACAUGGCCGGACAGCUGGCAGCCAGCGGAUAUAAGAUCACAGAGAACCCGUCUGAUGCUGAUCUGUGGCUGCUGAACAGCUGCACAGUCAAGAACCCUGCAGAAGAUCACUUCAGGAACUCCAUCAAGAAAGCGCAGGAGCAGAAUAAGAAGGUGGUUCUGGCUGGAUGUGUGCCACAGGCUCAGCCCAGGUCUGACUACCUGAAAGAGCUGAGCAUCAUCGGGGUCCAGCAGAUCGAUCGAGUUGUGGAGGUCGUGGACGAGGCAAUCAAAGGUCACUCCGUGCGUCUGCUGGGUCAGAAGAAGGAGAAAGGCAAGCGUCUGGGAGGAGCGCGGCUGGAUCUGCCCAAGAUCAGGAAGAACCCGCUGAUUGAAAUCAUUUCCAUCAACACAGGCUGUCUGAACGCUUGCACGUACUGCAAAACCAAACACGCCCGAGGAGACCUGGCCAGUUACCCCAUCGAGGAGCUGGUGGAGAGAGCCCGACAGUCCUUCCAGGAGGGUGUCUGUGAGAUCUGGCUGACCAGCGAGGACACGGGUGCGUACGGCAGGGACAUCGGCACAGACCUGCCCUCUCUGCUCUGGGAGCUGGUGAAGGAGAUCCCCGAGGGAGCGAUGCUGCGUUUGGGCAUGACCAACCCUCCCUACAUCCUGGAACAUCUGGAGGAGAUGGGUCGAGUCCUGCAGCACCCGAGGGUCUACAGCUUCCUCCAUGUGCCGGUGCAGUCUGCGUCUGACAGUGUGCUGAUGGACAUGAAGAGAGAGUACUGCGUCGCUGACUUCACACGCGUGGUGGACUUCCUGAAGGACAGGGUUCCUGGCAUCACUAUCGCCACAGACAUCAUCUGUGGUUUCCCAGGAGAGACGGACGAGGACUUUGAGCAGACGAUGGAGCUGGUGAGACAGUACCGCUUCCCCAGCCUCUUCAUCAACCAGUUCUACCCUCGGCCUGGGACUCCAGCGGCCAAGAUGGAGCAGGUUCCAGCGCACGUGAAGAAACACAGAACCAAAGAGCUCUCUGCCCUCUUCCACUCCUACAACCCUUACGACCACAAGAUCGGCGAGAGGCAGCGUGUGCUGGUCACUGAGGAGUCCUUCGAUUCGCAGCACUACGUCGCUCACAACAAGUUCUACGAGCAGGUUCUGGUGCCCAAGAAGCCAGAGUUCAAAGGGAAGAUGAUCGAGGUGGAUAUAUACGAGGCUGGGAAGCACUACAUGAAGGGCCGGCCGGUGGAGGACGCGCAGGUCUUUACUCCCUCCAUCGCUCAGCCUCUUCAGAAGGGACAGGUGUCUGGACUCCCUCAGGAGCUGAAGGUGACCCAUCAGAAUGGCGCCUGUGCCUCGGUGGCUUCCUCUGCGCUCGUGGGACGCUCCUGGAGGUUUGACGCUGAUGGACUCAAGCUGCUGUCAUUGGGACUCGCUCUGGCUGCAGUAAUCGUGGCUCUUGUGAUUGAGAAGCUCCACUGACUCCACGUGUCAGACGUGGCCUUAUAGAAUGAGCAGCAACCCAAGGACUCAAACUAGUGCUUUAAUGAGAAGUCUUGUGUUUUAAGGUCAAAUAAAUGUAAAUGAGGCUGGAUAGUUAGGGACAUUUCAUUUUAAACUGCUAAAUAAAGAUUCUGUUUAAAUUUUAAAGGCUGAAACCUAUUUUUCUCCCGAGUGACGCCAGCCAUUGUGAUGUUUUAGAAAAGCUUUCAUUUUUUUGUCAAGUCUUUUUUUUUUUUGUAGAAAUCGAAGCCUCUUUGCCUAUGAAUGAGGACAGCUUGAAUGCGUCUUUGGCGUUCUGUUCAUUUUCAAUCCCAGCAGUCUUUCAUUCUCAAGCCAGGUGUCUCACUGUUGGCUUUGGGCUAAGAGCAACAGACUCUUCCCGUCUUUGUUCCCAGCAUAAAGCACGUCUAAUAAAUGAGACUCCACACUCUCA
Molecule: messenger RNA, 2334 nt
Organism: Carassius gibelio (silver crucian carp)
Lineage: Eukaryota; Metazoa; Chordata; Actinopteri; Cypriniformes; Cyprinidae
Gene: cdkal1
Product: CDK5 regulatory subunit associated protein 1-like 1
Exons: 15
Coding region: 186-1880 (564 amino acids)
Biological process (GO): tRNA methylthiolation
Cellular component (GO): endoplasmic reticulum
Molecular function (GO): 4 iron, 4 sulfur cluster binding; tRNA (N(6)-L-threonylcarbamoyladenosine(37)-C(2))-methylthiotransferase activity
Source: RefSeq, a predicted model, not a curated record